Mesorhabditis spiculigera is the source of this 1290-nucleotide messenger RNA. Lineage: Eukaryota; Metazoa; Nematoda; Chromadorea; Rhabditida; Rhabditidae. The record is from the annotation of a GenBank genome assembly.
AUGACCUCACUCGACUUGACGGCCAAACCCCCGAAGGACAAGAACGCACGCGUGUGGCUAUUCUUCCUGCUGAAUGGAAUCGGCAUCCUGCUGCCCUGGCAUCUUUUGCUGCUAAUGGCGAUGCCGCAUUUCGUGCUGUCCAAGCUGAAAACGAGUGAUAUGGCCAAAGACUUCAUGUACAAUCUGACGCUGUGGCUGCAAGUGCCCGGGUUGCUGCUGAACAUCUUUUUCAUCCUCCGUCCGGCCAAGCAAGGAAUGGCCUCCCGGAUGGGCUACUCGAUCAUUGCAUCCACAAUCCCGCUGCUCGCCAUCGAUGUGCUCGUGUGGCCGGACACCAAAAAUUGGGCCGACACCUAUUGCUACGUGAUUUUCGCGCUCGCUGCUGCCCUCAAUGCCGCCAAUGGGGUGCACCAAAAUUCGCUAUAUGGAAUGGCCAGCGACUUCCCGUCCAAAUACACAAAUGCCGUGAUCCUGGGCAGCAACUCGUGCGGGCUGAUCGUGUCCGUCUUCGUGGCCGCCGUGGAAUUUGUUCUUCCUGCCGCCCAGCACGGCAAUAUCCAGGCAUUUAUCUGCUUCACCGUGGCCCUGGCCGUGCUCGUCACCUGCUACACCUCGAUCCGAUACGUGAAAAGCAACGUUUUCUGGCAAUACUACUGGCAGUUGGGCAAUGAAUUACGACGUCGGGCUGCCCCCUCAAAGAGCCAAUCGGGCGAACGGUGCAAAGCGCUCGGCGAGGGCUGGUCCCAGUACAUCAACGUGUUCCUCGGUUUCUUCGUCACGCUGGCCAUUUUCCCCUCAGUGAUGUCAGAAGUGAAACUGACGCCGCCGGAUCGGGAAGGCCGUUUUGGUUAUCCGCUAUCAUUCCCGCCAGAAGGCCAAUUCAUCAACGUCUUCACGUUCAAUAUGUUUAAUGGACUCGCCCUGCUUGGCUCUAUUCUCGCUGGGGUUUUUGGGCCCAUCUUCAGCCCCCGGAGCUUCACGGUGGCUACGGGAGCGCGGAUGCUACUGAUCCCCAUCAUCCUCGCGUGCAACUAUCAGCCGGGCGGCUCUGAGGUGCCCCGUGCCCUUCCUGUUCUCAUAUCCAACUAUUGGAUAUAUCUGCCCCUGGCUGCGCUGCUCUCAAUAACUUCCGGUUAUUUCGGCUCCCUGAGCAUGAUGUUCUCCGUCAAGGUUGUCGACCCAUCACGCGCGCAAUUUGCUGGGCAGAUUUCGUCGCUGUUUCUCGGAUUGGGCGUCGUUCUCGGUAUAUGCCUCCGCGCAUAUGCUCCGAUGGACUGUGUUGAUGUCUGC